Molecule: messenger RNA, 294 nt
Organism: Colletotrichum lupini
Lineage: Eukaryota; Fungi; Ascomycota; Sordariomycetes; Glomerellales; Glomerellaceae
Exons: 3
Coding region: 1-294 (97 amino acids)
Source: RefSeq, a predicted model, not a curated record
AUGGCUGCUGGGAUCAUGUCAGCAAGCCAAGUUCGGGGUUCUUUCCCCUCCCCCGCCCCCUCCCCCACCUUGACGACGCCAACGACAAGCCCGGAUGGCUUCGUUUUUGACGUCGUCGAGUGGGCGAGUGGGAACUUGUCCAUGGAAUAUCCAUUUACCCCCGCUUACACGGAAGCUGUCGCGCGCGUUGUGUUUUAUUGGAUCGCGGUCUCUCCGUCAUCGAUGCUCUCGUUUUUUCUGGUGUUUCUUCACGAUCUCUUCAGUGUUCAGAUUCUCCUCUCAUACCACUCAUAA